GUGGUAGAAAGGCCAGACUCGGCAUGGUCUUUCAAACGGGCAUCUCUGCAGCUGUGCGAAGCGUCCUUACCGCUAGUAGGGAAUAUUCCACUAGGAAAUGCUAGCUAGUCCAGCGGAGCCGUUCUCUGUCUGGGCAUGCCGAAAGCUUUCCAACCUGGGAGCGGUGGGCAUUUCCCUUAUUCAGGAUUCCUGUCCGUCCCUCGAAGCAGCAGGACUUCCCACCCCUUCCUUAGGACGAGUGUCUGAGGCCAAAGCAAAUCUCCUGGGCACGGCUGGCUCCUUCCUGCAUCACUCAGCCAGCUCUGCAGGACAGGUGGCUUCUCUUUACUUGGCUGCCUCAGCCUGGGCUUGCUCGUCCAGUGCCUUAGGAUCGCUUGCUGGGAGGGGGCAGCCCCGGCUUCUUUCAAGCCCUGCAGCAGCCCCUUUAGCAUUCCCAAGCCCUCGAGCAUUCGCGGCCGCAGCAUGGUGCGGAGGAGCCGUGUGCGGGCAGUUCCCUUGCUGCCUGGCAGUGAGCACUCUGUGGGCUCAGACACCCCCCAAGCCUCGCCAAGGGCUGCUCUUGCUUGCUCUGAACUGCUGUGUCUUGCAGGGUGCGUCUUCCCCCUGGAGCUCCCAGUGUUGAUGGAAGAGCACUUGGGGAUGUGAACAAAUGGUUAAAGCGUAUCCGCCCCUGGCCAGGCGAGAGAGGAAGUGUUCCCAGCUCACCCGAGGUUACGAAAGGAGAUUCCAGGGCACUGCAAUCUGAGAGACAAAACCCUUGUCCUACGGGGCCCAAGCAGCUUGGAAGCCAUGUGACCCGGUGCCGACAGUCAAAAGUCACGUGCUGCUAGCUGCAUCGCCCACAGGCAGAAAACUACACACCGCAGCAGGGGAAAGGCGGAAUCCAAACGAAUGCAUUCAGCAACUAAACCAUGCUGCCAGCCCAGCAGGCGCCUCUUGAGAAUGUCGCCCUGGUGGUAUUUUAAUUCACCCCAUCAUAUGGAGUUCUGCCCCAAGCCAGCCACAGACAACGAGUUUCACCAGAGAAAUGCUGUCACAGAAUGCUGGAUGUGAAGAUGAGCUGAACAGUAUGAAACCUCAUGUCCCAAGGCGGCCAACCAGUGGUCACGAAACACCAUAUCAGAGGAAAUCCAGAAGAGCUUCUCUCCAACUUCUGUAAGGGCUAGUCCACAAUGGAAGAUCCAAGAGUUUUCUGGCUCUGGUGUUGUGAAAUUUGGUUGCUGCCUCGGACCCUCCAUUUGAAAAAGAAAUUAACGCUGAAGAAUAAUUAAGUGAGAGAUAAUGAGCACUGUAAGCGGCACUGGGAUAUUAGUCAGCUUAACGACGGUGUCGGUGACGCUAGAUUUUAGUUUGCAUGGUGGUCUGAUGGCUUGGCCCUUAAGCAGCAAUUUGACUCUGAAUCAGAGUUUGCCCACAUCUGACCCUCUUAACACCUCUGAAAGGGGAGAAGUCUCUCGCAUGUCCAUGAAGGAAAAGAACUGGCCAGCCCUCCUGAUUCUGGUGAUCAUUGUGCUGACUAUUGGAGGGAAUAUCCUUGUAAUUAUGGCUGUCUCCUUGGAGAAAAAACUACAGAACGCCACCAACUACUUCCUCAUGUCUUUGGCGGUGGCAGACAUGUUGGUGGGGAUCCUGGUCAUGCCCGUUUCCCUCGUUACAAUUCUGUACGAUUCUGCUUGGCCUUUGCCUAAACAAUUGUGCCCCAUAUGGAUUUCCCUAGAUGUGCUCUUUUCAACUGCAUCUAUCAUGCAUCUCUGUGCCAUCUCUCUUGAUCGGUAUGUAGCAAUACGCAAUCCCAUUGAGCACAGCCGCUUCAAUUCCCGCACCAAGGCUAUUAUGAAAAUUGCUGCCGUUUGGACCAUAUCAAUAGGGAUCUCCAUGCCCAUCCCAGUCAUAGGGCUGCAGGACGACGCCAGGGUGUUCGUGAACGGCAGCUGCGUUCUGAACGACGAGAACUUCGUCCUCUUCGGGUCCUUCGUGGCGUUCUUUAUCCCGCUCAUCAUCAUGGUCAUCUCCUACUGCCUGACCGUCCAGGUGCUCCAGAAGCAGGCCACGGUGUUCAUGUAUGGCGAGGCCCCCAAGCAGCGCAGGAGCAGCAUGAACUGCCUCAAAAAAGAAAACCCCGAGAACCUCUCCAUGCUCCAGAACCACGAGGCGGCCUCCCACUUGAACUCUCCCGUCAAUAAGGAAGCCGUGCUCUUCCGGAAAGGGACCAUGCAGUCGAUCAACAACGAGCGCAGAGCCUCCAAGGUCCUGGGCAUUGUUUUCUUUUUGUUUCUUAUCUUGUGGUGUCCGUUUUUCAUCACUAACAUCAUGUCUGUCCUUUGCAAGGAAGCCUGUGAUGAGGGCCUCCUGGCCGAACUCCUCGAGGUGUUUGUUUGGGUUGGUUACAUUUGUUCCGGGAUCAACCCCCUGGUGUACACGCUCUUCAAUAAAACUUAUCGCAGGGCCUUCGCCAGCUACAUCCGCUGCCAGUACACGACCAAUACGAAAUCGACACUGCGACAAAACCCGUGUCUGAAUGUUGCUUCCACGGCUUCGUACGGGAAAGACCUGGCGCUAAAUAGCUACCGAAAUGGCAAUGAACUCAACAGCAUGGAGCUAGAUGAAACUGAGGAGGGCUUGGAAAUGCAGCCGGGGACUUCAGAGCUCUCAAUAAACAGUUGCAAUGUUGUCAGCGAAAGGGUCAGCUGUGUGUGAUCCAGUCACACCCACGGCUCAGUGCCCUGCAGCUGAACGAUAUCUUUGUAAAACUGUAUGUGUUCCUCAAAGAACAAUGUAAAUACUGCAUCCUGAACAAAGCUUUUUUUUAAAUGCAUUUUUCCAGCCCACUACUUUCAAUUGGACACACACCGCAGUGAGGGUUAAGGUUCUGUAUUCACCGUCACUGCUAGAUCAAAAAUACCCGUUCCUUUGCUUACAUCGAGGAUAUGAUGCUGACCGUUUUCUUCCAGUGUAUGAACAAACAUGCUGAAAACAUACUCAGGUGGCAUUUGCUGGAGUCCAGAAUGGCCCAUUCAUAGUUAGGACAACUUUUUAAAGUUAACGAUAAAUAUAUGCAGGUCGAACCUCUCUAGUCCGGCACCCUUGGGACCUGACUGGCUCCAAACCAGACCAUUUU
Messenger RNA from Pelodiscus sinensis (Chinese soft-shelled turtle), 3118 nucleotides. NCBI's taxonomy places the organism in Eukaryota, Metazoa, Chordata, Testudines, Trionychidae. The record is from RefSeq and is a predicted model, not a curated record.